CGUAGUCUCAUUUCUAUUAAUAUAUAUUAUAGCUAGUCCAAAUCACAUUACAGUUUCCGAGUCUUCGGCAACUGAGUGUGACGCCCGUGUAUGCAUUUGGGGACGACACCUUGUUCCGCGGAAACCACUCGUCGCUCGAAUUCCUAAACAUCACAAUGGACACCAGGACCAUAGGGAUGAUCAAAGAUCGCGGUGUGUUUGCAGACGGCAAGUACACCAAAUUACAGCACAUCAAGUUGAGCGGCCUACAGCACUUUGAAUCAGCAACCAACGCACUCGUCGAGUUUGCCCAGCACAUGUCGCCAGCUCUGCGGUCUCUAGAGUUGGUAUUUAGAUAUACACUGGAUCAAAAUAUGUUUUCUGAUAUUGCCAAUACAGCGGGCUUUGAAAGGCUACAAAUGCUGAGUCUGGGCAAUAUUGGUCUUCCAUUUAGCGGGAUCAUAUCGCUGGUCAAAUCAAUGCCUCUUCUUUGCGACAUUCAUUGCGAAAUGUCCUAUAUGGAUAUCAAUACUCAGGGUAUUAUGAACGCCAAGCUUCCCUCACACAUGCAUGCUACGUACUUUCCUCUGAGUCACAACUUUCGCUUUUGGAAUAUGGUUACUUGCCAGAAAACGUCGCCAAAGAACGCUGCUUCUGCCGCAUUGCUUAUGGCCGUCAUGUGCCCUGGCUUUUCUUGCGCUGCGGUAGCCAUCUAUGAGAAAGAAUCGUAUACUACUGAGCUGCACAAGGCUAUGCGUCUUGCAGGCUUUAGAAAAUUCGCUUCGCAGUGCAAAAAAUUAUUUUACUAA
Messenger RNA from Kickxella alabastrina, 788 nucleotides. RefSeq lists its product as uncharacterized. The record is from RefSeq and is a predicted model, not a curated record. The transcript has a single exon. Lineage: Eukaryota; Fungi; Kickxellomycota; Kickxellomycetes; Kickxellales; Kickxellaceae. The coding region runs from base 156 to 788 and encodes 210 amino acids.